Messenger RNA from Arachis ipaensis, 804 nucleotides. RefSeq lists its product as uncharacterized. The record is from RefSeq and is a predicted model, not a curated record. NCBI's taxonomy places the organism in Eukaryota, Viridiplantae, Streptophyta, Magnoliopsida, Fabales, Fabaceae.
AUGGGCAGCAAGAAGCAAGUAGAGGAAAAAGACAAGCAAGACCAAGAGAAACUCAAGGAAAAAAAGGAACAGCCACAAUCUUCAAAGGAGGAUAAGCAAAGUAUAGAGGAGCCUCUACAAGCUUCCAAGAAAGAGGAGAAGCCAUACACUCCCUCUAUUCUAUAUCCUCAAAGGUUCAACAGAGAGCUUAAAGACCAACAGUUCCCAAAGUUCCUAGAAGUUUUUAAGAAACUGGAGAUCAACAUUUCACUUGCUAAAGCUCUAGAACAAAUGCCUCUAUAUACACAAUUCUUCAAAGAGCUCAUCAAUAAGAAAAGGAGCUGGAAUAAGAAAAAAAUGGUAAUCUUGACCCAGGAAUGCAGUGCUGUCAUCCAAAGAGGUCUUCCACCAAAGCUAAAAGAUCCAAGAAGCUUCAUCAUAUCUUGCACUAUAGGCAACAGACCAUUGGACAAAGCCCUCUGUGAUCUAGGAGCCAGCAUCAACAUGACGCCUCUCUCAUUAAUGAAGCAGCUUGCAAUAGAGGAACUCAGGCCAACUAGAAUGUCACUUCAAAUGGCUGACAGAUCGCUCAAAAUACCUAAUAGAGUUGUGGAGAAUUUGUUAGUAAAAGUAGAAGAAUUCAUAUUUCCUGCAGACUUUGUCAUUUUAGACAUAGAGGAAGAAGGACACAACUUAAUCAUUUUGGGGAGGCCCUUUCUAGCCACUGCAAGGGCUAUAAUUGAUGUAGAGAAAGGUGAGAUAACACUCAGAGUGCAUGAUGAAAAGAUGAUUAUCAAUGUCUUUAAGCCAUGCAAUAUCCCAUGA